Molecule: messenger RNA, 339 nt
Organism: Penicillium brevicompactum
Lineage: Eukaryota; Fungi; Ascomycota; Eurotiomycetes; Eurotiales; Aspergillaceae
Exons: 1
Coding region: 1-339 (112 amino acids)
Molecular function (GO): protein dimerization activity
Source: RefSeq, a predicted model, not a curated record
AUGACCGACGAAGAAGGUCUGCGUAAAAGACGCAACUAUCAAAGAAUCGCCGAGCAAUCCCGGAGACUUCGAUUGAACUCCGCGCUCAAAGACCUGGAAGCUCUCCUCCCUUCAGACCUUGUUCGUGAAAAGGAGCAGACAGCGUGCGAAACGCUUGAGUCAAUAGCCAAAAAGGACACUAAGAAGGAGGCAAAGAGCAAAAAGCCUUCGGCUGAACAGACUAAGGCUUGUGUUAUGGAGCUUGCUGUUGAGUAUAUUAAAAUGCUGCGCACUAACCUGAACGAGAAAAAUGUGAGGAUGCAAGAGCUGGGCGCCGUUGGCACUAGUAUUCUGCUAUGA